This is a messenger RNA of Aspergillus puulaauensis, 1119 nucleotides long. RefSeq lists its product as uncharacterized. The record is from RefSeq and is a predicted model, not a curated record. Bases 1 to 1119 code for a protein of 372 amino acids. Lineage: Eukaryota; Fungi; Ascomycota; Eurotiomycetes; Eurotiales; Aspergillaceae. The transcript is spliced from 3 exons.
AUGCAUCCAACCCUCCUAGGCCUACUAGGCCUAACCACCCUAGCAACAGCCCGCUACGCCCUCAACAUCCCGCCAACACUCUCCACGGGCCCCAUAACCGCCGACUACCUCACGCCCUCCCUCGACCAAUCCGACCUAGACAGCCCCAAGCUCUCGCACGCCAACGCCUCCACGUUCGACUGGUGGCACUUCGACGCAAUCGGGAUCGAGAACCCCAACGCCAGCGUCGCAAUUACCUUUGCCAAUGCCGGGCCCGACGGGUAUCCGCUUGACAGGCCGGGCAUUGGCAAUUUGACGCAGCCUCUCCCGGGUAAUGGGACUGGGACGGGGUUGAAUGGGCACUCCCUCUGGGCGCAUAUCUGGGUGACUUUUGCGGACGGCAGGCGGUUUCGCCAUGUGCAGGCUGUGGACAGUGCGCGGAUGCAUGGGAGUGGGGAUUCCAGUGUGGCGAUUUGGCAUGGGGCUGGUGGGUGGAUGGGGAGUGAGGAGGGGUAUGAGGUUGAGUUUGAUGUUGGGGAUGGGGUGAAUAUUACGGGGGGGAUUAGUAUGGAGAGGAUAACGCCCUCGCACUCCCGCUGCUCAACAGCCUCGGAUUUCAGCGCUGCGCUUGAUAUCGGAGACUCGGGGCUCGGCUGGGUGGCUGUUAUGCCGGAUGCGAUUGCCAGGGUGGAUGUCAAUGUGAAUGGCGAGAGGCUGAGCUUCGAGGGGUAUGGGUAUCAUGACAAGGUCUGGUCAUCUCGCCCAUUCACCUCAUCCACAAAAUCCCUGCAACGCGGACGAGCCCAUCUAGGACUCUACUCGGUUCUCUGGCUGUCGUAUACCAGUGAAAACAACCCGAACCAGGAAGUCGUGAGUUCGUUCCUGGCGCGGGACGGGGAGAAUGUGAAUGCAGGGUGUGCGGAUGGAUCAGUGACGAUUAUCGCCGGGCAAGAACAGACGGAGGGAGGGCUGGUCAGUGGGUUCCAGGUUGGGAUCCCGGGGGCGCAGGUGAAUGUUGCGGCUGAUAACGAGGAGAGAGGGGGACAGGGGGCGCAUCUGCGGUGGAAUGGGAGGGCGAGAGGGAUGGUGGAGGGCGUGGACGAGGAGGGCGUGGCCAUUUUCGAACGGUUUGAGUAUUGA